Molecule: messenger RNA, 3991 nt
Organism: Ciona intestinalis (vase tunicate)
Lineage: Eukaryota; Metazoa; Chordata; Ascidiacea; Phlebobranchia; Cionidae
Molecular function (GO): protein binding
Source: RefSeq, a predicted model, not a curated record
AUAAUUCAAAACUAGUUUUAUCUUUGAAUUUUUGACCUAAUGAGAUUUCACUAUGAUGAGUGAACAGUUGGUGUUGGAAGAAGAUUAUGAUGAAAAUUACGUUCCACUGGAGGAAGAAAUCCAUGAAUAUGCCAGAGUAAUUGGCCUCGAUCCCUUUGUGGAUGCGGAUCUGUUGUGGAUCGCCAAGGAAGGAAUUAAUGCUCCUCUUCCACCUCACUGGAAACCAUGCCAAGACACAAAUGGAGAUAUUUAUUACUUCAACUUUGAAAGUGGUGACAGCAUCUGGGAUCAUCCAUGUGAUGAGUUCUACAGAGCCAUGGUGAUAGAGGAGCGGCAGAAGCGAGUUUUGAAGCAAUCGGUGCAAAGUGCUGCGAAACCAACAGCGAAAAAGAAAGAUAAAGUUGGAAAGAAAAAAAAGAAGGAUAAAUUGGCUGAACCAGGGUCGCAAAAGUUCCUUGGCCAGCUGAACCCUUUAAAACUAAAUGACUCUCUUGCUUCUACAGGUUCUCUUGGUGCACUAGGUGGUACAGCAAGUCUUGGAGCUUUACCUGGUGGACUAGCUCCUUUGAAAGGAGUGGGUGGGGGAAGACUGUCUGGAGUUUCUGGUCUACCUGGUCUUACAUCAGAUACAUCCAAGCAAUUGGACCCGAUGGGACAAACUGGUAGUUCUCUUGGCAGCACAUUUGAUGCUGGAAGGAUUAACUUAGAUAAACUGGAAACAAAAGAUCUUGAGCAAACUGCACUGGAGUAUCAGGUCUCGGAAGAAGAUUCAGAGGAAGUGAAAGAUGAAAUGGACAAGAUGAUUGUUUCCUCAAAUUCAGAUGAAAUCGAGAGCAGUAUCGGUAAAAACUCUAAUGAUUUUGCAAAUGUUAUGGACAUUGAUGAAUUGAAACCAACCCAGGAUGUAAAACUUGAAGAGAAACCAUCAGAUCUGGGGCUGUAUUUAACAACAGGUAAAAUUGGUGGUAAUGACACUGGUGGAGCUGGAAGCAAGUUAUCUGACUUUGGUUUAAAUAAGCCACAGCCGAGAGAAAUAGCUGCCAGAGCAGCUGAAAAGAGAAUGUAUGGAUCUGAGUCGCUAAAAACGGAAUCAAUACCUGACAUUUCAUCGUCCGAGAGUUCAGUGGUAGAAGAUCUUCCUGUUAAGAAAAUUGAGAACAAAGAUUCGGAUGCAGAGAUGAAACUCUUGGAAAACGAAAAGGAAGAUGCGUUGAAUGAACUGAAGCAAACUAUCAAGAUGGAAAUAGAAAAUGAGAAAUUAAAGUUGGAGAAGAAAAAAAGAGAAGAUAUUGAGAAGCUGAAAAGGGAGAUGGAAGAUGAGUUUUUGGAUGAAGAAGCUGCGUUGAAAGAGAAACAGAGCAGUGAGCUGAUUCGUAUGCAACAAAAAGUUCGAUCAGAAACAGAUUCCGAAUUAGCAAAGCUGAAGGAGGAAAGUGAAGAGAAGAUCACUGAUGCAAAAGUUGAAAUGAAGAGAAAACAAAAUCAAACUGAUGUGGAAGAGUUGAUGGCGCAAACUGAAUUGGAACUUGAGGAAAAGCUGGAAGAGUUGAAUCUUGUAAAGCAACGGAAGCUCGAAGAAAUUGAAAGUUCACAUGAAAACGACACUGAACAAGAGGUGGCACAAUUACAGCAGAAGUUAAGGGAAGAAAGGCGAAAGUUGUGUGAUAAACUAAGAGAGGAUCAUGAUGCAGAGAUGCGAUCCCUGCGUAUCCGACUGGAGGAAGUUCACAAUGAAGAGAAGCAACAGUUGAGGGAAAAUUUACGAAAAGCAAAUUCAGUGGGUGAUGAACAAGAGGUAAACAUCAGAGAAGUUCUCAAUGAGAAAUCUAAGCAGCUGUACAGUGCACAUGAGAGGGAAAUUGAGGAUGUCAUGAAGGAGCAUCAGGAACGCCUUCGGAAAUUGCGUGAGGAAAACAACAAUGAGUAUCAGCAACAAGUGCGGGCGCUGACAAAGAGAUCUAAAGAUGAUUUGGAAACUGAACUCACGAGGUUAAAGAAGGAGAAUGACACAAUCCUGGAGGCAGAGAGGAGGAAACAUAAAGUGUUAUGUGAUGAGCUGAGAAAUGAUCAGGAGAUGCUGAAUUUGCGAAGAUCAAAAUUAGAAAGUGAACAAGCCCGUGUUGAAAACUUAGAAAUUAGUUUACAAAAGCGAUCUCGUGCCAAUCAUGACAUCAUGUCUGCUUCAAAUAGUCACUCAACACCCGCUGUUAAGGAUACUUCAGUAAAAAGCUCAGUCGUAAAUGAGGAAAUUCAAACUUUAAAGCAACAGCAAGAAUCUCUGAGGAAAAUGAUUGAGGAUUUACAAAUUCAAACCCAAACUCCAAGGUCCGCGUUUAACAAUGCAGAACACAACCUACAGGUUGAAGAUCUAGAACCACAUGUGCGAGAUUUUGCACCUGGAACGCAUAAUUUUAACACUGCUCCCGGCACUGAUCUGAAUCCACCAUUAAAGCCUUUCACUUCAGAUGCAUCAAAGAAGGCAUGGGAAAAGCAAGAUGAAGGUAUAAGAAAAGCCAAAGAAUUUCUUCUGCAGCAACAACAGGCUGCUAGAAAGGAUAGUGUAAGAGGGUUGGCAUGGUACAACACAAUGCGGGAUGCAGAACACAAAGACCAAAUGAACGAAACAAAGCAAGCUAUGGGUGAAAUUCAAUCAAGUUUGGAAAGAGAGCCUUUUACAAUCAAUGGACAAUUGUCGAACGGCCACAAUGUUGAUAAUGGGCAGUGGUAUAAUCAGAGACCAACCACUGAUCCUUCAUAUCUCCCCACCUCCGGUGCAGCCUACCCACAAUUUCCUUCAAGAACUUCUGCAAAUAAUUCAAAGAACCAGCAAGAACUUGAAAGCUACCUGAAAUCGGUCGAUCAAAAGCUGAACCACAUCAUGAAAGCGAUAUCCGAGAAAGAAAAUAUAUCUAGAAUGACGCCUCCUGCAGUUGCAAGGUCGUCCUUCGUGGCUGAUUUUGUGGAAAACGAACUGGUCAACAAAUGGAAGAAAUACUUUGGUAGGCAUACCAUGCUGGGCGUCCCACAACCACAGGAGACAAUGUUUGAUCGAAAUGAGUUCCCAUAUUGGAGGUAUAUGUCUGGCCGUCAACUGAUGGAGACAAACGGUCACGUCCACCCAGAUGCGAGCCAGCUUACCUCUCAGUUGUUUAAUAAACCAAUGCAUAACAUGCCUUCAAAUCUUUCCCCUAGAAGUCGCGUCAAACUUGUAAUUGACAACGAUAAUGAAAUCAGAGCAGUGAGCCCAUAGUUUGUAGACCUUGAACAAAUUUUAUUUACUAGAGUAGUAGCUGUGAACAUGCUCACAUGUUUUUAAAUUUAAAACAGUGUUUUUAUGUUGUGUAUGCAUGUUUACUUCCCAUAACUUUAUAAGCACUAAUCCUUAUUUCAAUUUUAAUUGUAAAGUGAGUUUCUGUGUUAUUGGACAAUGUGUUCCAAAAUCUCCAAAUUACACUUGUGUAUUAGAAGUUGUAUCUCCCACUGUAUUAACUCAUUCUAUAUUUCAAUGUCGUGCCUUUGUUGAAAACACAUCUUCCAACUAACCUAUUUUAUUUAUUUUGUUACUGAGUGAACACAAAUGCCAAACUUACACAAAGCAUAUUCAUUGGUACCAUAUUGAUUUUCUUUCUAUUCCUAUUUAAGAUGUGUACUUCCUUGUCAAAACAUGCUUUACAUGCGGUGUACCUUUAUUAUGAUAUAUAUAUAUAUAUAUAUAUAUAUAUUUACGUUAUUGUGCUGUAACAUAAUGGGUAAACCUGACAUCUGCAGUUAAACCUUUUAUUCUGAUUUGCUAGGUCAUUACAACUAAGCAUAUUGCGUUCUCCUGAUUCAUAUUUCUGUUCCUAAAUUUAAGUAUUACUGACUACUGUGUUUGUUUUUCACCAAUUUAUAGCAACAUUUGGUCUAUAAAAUAACAGUAAAGUAAAGUUUGCCCAUCCGUGAAAACAUUCUCACUUCAUUUAAUGCUAAGUUUAAAUUAUAUUUUUAUCUC